Spirometra erinaceieuropaei is the source of this 4652-nucleotide messenger RNA. Lineage: Eukaryota; Metazoa; Platyhelminthes; Cestoda; Diphyllobothriidea; Diphyllobothriidae. The record is from the annotation of a GenBank genome assembly.
AUGCGUUGGCAGUACUUUGCAGGUCUCCAUGAAUCAGAAGCUGGUGGCACCAGGAAGAGUCAUCAGGUAAUCUCUGCAUAUAAGAACAAACCACAAGGCCCUCGAGUGCAUCCAAGCAAAUGCAUCCUCAUUAAAGGUAUGUCUGGGUCUGAUUUUGACGCCCGAAGGACAUGACACACUAUAUCAUACCCAUUUUAAAGGAGGACAAGAACAUCACCGUCCUAGAGGCCUUCAGUAUGGUCCACAUAAAACAUUCAAAAUACGGGUCAAACUAACCAAGGCUGCUAAAAACUGCCCUCUAGAAUGAGGAACAAGAGUAGCUACUGCUACGUGGAAAAUCCGCGCCCGAAAGGCCCAUUCAACAAUUUUCGUUCAGUGGGAUUCUUCACCAGGGAAGGGGGGCGGGAAAAAUAGACAGAACUUAAAGCGAAACCCCAGAGGAGGUCCAUUCUGAGCAAGAGCAAUCUCGAAAUACUAAAUGAAGAAAUUGCACGUAGUUGUUGUGAAAUUUAAUUUCGUUUUGUUUUACUCCGUUACAAUACGCUUGUUAAAGAACUUGACACAACUUUGGAUGAGACAUAGAACAGGCGCAUGCAUUUUUACCUGCAAACGACUUCGUUCUUAUUUACUCGUUCGCAACUGUUGGGAUACUGCUAUCUUCGUUUCCUGGAUAGCCUACUCACUGCGUCCAACUAAUAGGUUUAUCACCAACAUAGGCAUAAGUCACUUCUCUGGAGAAAACUAUAACCUUCACAGCUUAGGCGUGAUGACCGGCAUUCCCUCUCUAUCUGCACCGGCAGACAUUUGUAUUAAAUCCUACAAAAUGAGUAGGUAUUAGUGUACCGGAACUAGUUGGACCGAACUGACCUUUGCAUGUACCAGUGCGCAAAGUCUUGUUCGAAAAUCGACAACUUCAGUGUGCUAUUUUCAGAAAGACAUCCUGAUACCAUUGCCAUAACCGACACGUGGUUCAAAACCGGUAUCUGGAAUUCUGAGUUUUUGAUACAAGAAUACUAACUAAUUCGCCCAGACUGUCAGAAUAGGCGGACUGCUGAGUUAGUUGUAUGUGUGAGAUCCUGGGUCCUGGUAUUUGAGUAGGCGCAUAAUCCACAUCUAGAAUAUAAAGCGCAUUGGAUAAAGAUAAAGAAAUGUGAUUCGUAAGAGCUAGGCAGAUUAUAGGCCACUAGACCGGCCGGGAGAACUCACGAGUCACUUCUCCGAUUGGUUAAGGAGCUGGCUAGCCAUCAAUAGAUUACCAUUGGCACAGACGUUAAAGUAUCCGCAAUAAACUGGUGUAAUUUGGUGGUUAGUGGCAUGUCUAGUUCUUCCAGCUACAAGCUAACGUAUAUCAUACUCGGUCUCCCUCCUGCACAGAAUGUAGGGGAACCAAUGAAACCUUUAGGGAACCAGGGGAUAAGUUGUUUAAAUCUAUUAUUUACUAAAGACUUCUCUAACACUGACGAAGUGUAUUUCAACGCGACUCUCGGGAAGAGUGACUAUAGUACGCUCCUUUGGGAUUACCAAUUCUAUUCUCAGCAUAAACAGGGAACAGAAGGAAUGACAAAUUUAUGGCACCCUGAAUUCAAAAUGAUAAGGGAGGACCUAAUGUUCUUGAAGCUGGACUAUUUGUUCAUGGGGGAUCUGGCGGAAGGCUACAGAUAGUUUAAAACGAUUUCGGUGGGUCUAAUUCGGUGCUGCUGUUUGGUGAAGAUGACAAGACGACUUCUCGUCUGGUAUGUUUAACAAGAGAUUUUGUCAGAGAGUUAAAGAAAGACGGUCCACAGUGACACCUUGAGGAAAUUUCAUCGUCAAUAAGAUUCUGUCAAAACACUACCAGUCCAGAAUUGUUUGCCAGGUUAGAGAAAAGCCUAGAUUUUAUUACAUUAUACUCAUACUCACAUAAAAAACAAGGACCCAGUGGCAAUACUUAGGGAUAAAAAUGACAUAGAAUUCACUGAAAAUAGCGAGAAAUCGGAACUCUCGGGCCUAUUCUUUCCUUCAGUACUAAGCAUUAAGGAAACUAAAUUUCACUUUCAAAAUAUCAGCAGUCCUGUUGUAAACGCCGGUGGAGUGCUUAUAGUUAUAUCCUUUCCAGUAACUGUCAUGAAAUUACAGCAGUAUAGCCCAAAUGAAUUUAAGAUAUCAGGUACGGAUAAUAUACCGACGAAGUUCCUAAACGAAUUGGCAAGCGAACUCUCCCGUCCACUGGCGCAUAUCUUCCAUUUGUAAUUUAAUUUGGGCAGGCUGCCAUCUUAAGUCAGUUUAUUAAGGGAAUGAGGCUUUCGUCCCUGAGUGGAAAACCUCAGGUAUCUUCCUGAUAUAUAAAGGUGGAACUAAAACCAAUGUCAAGAAUUAUCGUCCCGUCAGUCUAACAUGUUUCUGUCGAAAAGUAAUGAAAAUCAUGUUUAAGUAUGGUUAAGAAGUCAAUAAUGAAGUCCUUAAAGGCGAACCACUUAUACUUAAACGCCGUACCAGAAGGAUCAGCCAGGAAAGUCCUUCUCUCCGCCGUCCUCUCGACGACUUUUCCUUUCAUUUGCUAAUUAGCAGAACAACUUAGACAUUUCAAGGACCUCCUCACCUAAACUCUCAUCAGAGUAUUUAAAAGCAUCCAAACAAGCGGCAUAGGUGCUAUUCGAUCUGAGACGAACAUUCAUCGAAAUUGAUGGGAAACUGUUUGGAAAAAACCUACGAGGCGUUCGGUCUCACGUGGCAUAUGCCGCGUGGGCCUAGCGCCUGGAGAUCAAUAAGGAUGGUCAACUAUUGGAACGAGUGUUGGCGAAUACUAUAGGGAUGAUGGAGAAUCUUGGCGUUCUGUCAUGUGGGGCCAGACUGACCGUAAAAAAUUUGCUUCCUUUGAGUUACGGGCAACUGCACGAGGAUUUUAUAUGGACCUUUCGGAUUGUUAGAAGCCGUACAUGUGUUCUACAGUCCGAGGACUUCUUUGAAUCAGCUGGUAAAUCCCGUUAAGAAACAGAAGAACUUGGCCCAUAUUGACGUCCGUCGGCACACAUUCUCAGAUAAUCGUUGGAGCCUAUAACGGACUGCCUGCUACGGCGGUGUUUUCCGACCAUGUCAGGAUAGUUAUUUUUGUGACUAUCAAGUUUACACUUUCUGAGCAAUUGAUCAGAAAAUACUUCGCAUCAAAUAAAGAUAGUGGCGGUGGCAACGGUUUGCGCCUGGCUCACAAAUACCAAGGUCUUUAUACUUCCCGAAGCAAUUACAAUGAAAAAUUAUUCUGCCGCUUUUUCGGAUAUGAACAGGAAUUCAAAGGAUGAAAGUCUUAAUCCCAAAAUAAAAUGACUUCGAGUGACCUAAAUAGUCAAGUAUUAGGGUCAAUUUUUCCCUGUUUACAAAAGCGGCUGUACUUGACACUCGGACCCCGAGACACCAGUAUUUAGGCCCGAUACGAAGAAAAUAUGCCCAAUUAUGACAGUUUCGAGUGGAUAAGCAACAAAUGGAAUGGUUAAAUUUCUUAGUGACCCUUAACAGCAACACCACACUGCCAUCGAGUUGUUUCCUUGUUUAUCUGCACUCGACUGCCGGUCUGGUCGGUGGCACGCCUCAUGUGCGUCAGUUGCGUGGAGCUCUGUUCCGGGCGUGGUCGAUCUCCUUGGGUGUCUUGCCGGCGGCUUGCGAUCGUCCUUUUACCCACGUUGGCAUGCAUGCGAUCUACUCCUGGAAGCCCCGGGUCUGUUGUAUUCCGUGGAGGCCGCAGGUAUGUGCCGUGAUGAUCGGAAUAAUUACGAAUCCGUGACUUACUCUCGUUCGACUGAGUCCUUACUGCUCUUAGCAUGCUUUCUUUCCCUUUCAGACUGUGCCGUGUACAGUUGGUGGUCCGACGCAGGCAUUCGCUUGGCGGUAAUGCCAGUGUAUCUUAGGACGUCGUGCGCAAUGCAUUCGGUGUUUUUCACGGAGGUUGAUGGUGUGUGGCUUCAGUAUCCGGACGCUCGGAAAAUCCUGACGACUUGGGCUCGAAGAGGUCCGCACAAGGGCCUGUUGGAUAGCAAUCCAGGCCAGAGCCACGACCGAGAUCACUUCCGUGAGUUCUGAUCUGAUGAUAACAUAAUUGCAUGACGGUUGUGUGAUUGCACAUCGCCCCUAUCUGAAUUCGGCCUAGAGUAAUCAUCCCUCUUUCACGUCUAGGUCGCCGACCUGAAGUCCAAGGCACCUUUCGACAGUCUCUACAGGUGAGCUUAUGAUGAUACUGUCCAGUUCUGCUAUUGAGCUGUAUGAUAACUCUUUCCAGCCUGAAAUUUCCCAUGCUCAACAGUUCUUCCAAAAUGACUUUUCAGACGAGAUGUCUGUCGGUGACCUCGCCCUGAGCGUUGACUCGAUAUCGCCCUUACUGGAAUCGGGUAGACUGGUUGAGGUGCGUAAGUGAUGCUUGCAUAGUUCACAUGACUACUUGAUUACGAUAUCUUACUGACAACGCCUGUAAAACACACCUAAGACUCUUUGCUCUUUUUUUUGUAGCCAUCUGAUGUAGCAGGAGGUAAGUGCCUUUAUGAUGCGUCCUACACCUCUUGAAUGAUUUGUGACUUCCAGCAUAUUUCUGAAUCAAAGUUACCAACGCUCUGUGUUUUCUUUUAGGCUUUCCGGUUAGUCGAGGGACGGGACGCCAUGUUCUCCUGUGUCAGUCACAUUAUCAAUAA